UAAACAGACUCAUGCAGUGACGAAUUAGCUGUUAACAAAAUCGGGCAGAAAACAAAGGGAUUGAAGAAUAAAAAGUGAAGAAAUCAGAUCAGAUCGAAAGUUAAACAAGUUAAAGUGAAUUAUUGUUAAAGUUUCUAGUGAUAAUGGUUUCUGUCCAGACGAUAGCCACGAUUGUGGUGAAAGUGUUUAAAAUUGUAUUGAACAUAAUCAUCCUAGUGCUGUAUCGUACUGGAUUCAAUGGCGAGUUCCUGGGGGUGGGAGGAACGUGGAACCUCAACGAAGAAAAGAACCCAGAUGCUGAGAUCGUCGCUUCAGGUGUCAUUGUUGGUUACCUUAUCUACACCCUCGUUCAACUUGUCACGUUCCUCUUCGGUACCACAGAACACAAGAGGGCAUUAUCAGAGAUUGUGAUGAACUUCAUCGGAGUGUUCAUGUGGAUCGCAGUAGGAGCAGUGGCCCUACAUUACUGGGGUGGCUACCAAGGCGAGCACCAGUUCCAGUUCGUCUUUGCCGAGAGACAGGUUGGCUUAGCAGUCGGUGCGUUGUGCGUUAUCCAAGGGGCUGUAUACCUUCUCGACACGGCGUUGUCCGCUAUACAUUUCUCGAAAGAAAUGUAAAAAUUCUAUUUUUAUCAAUAUAGAUGUAUUUUGUAUUACAUGA
This is a messenger RNA of Maniola jurtina (meadow brown), 660 nucleotides long. RefSeq names its product protein snakeskin (gene Ssk). The coding region runs from base 144 to 617 and encodes 157 amino acids. The record is from RefSeq and is a predicted model, not a curated record. The transcript has 4 exons. Lineage: Eukaryota; Metazoa; Arthropoda; Insecta; Lepidoptera; Nymphalidae. Gene Ontology annotation, biological process: septate junction assembly.